GCACGCUCCUCUUUGCUCGCGCGGCGUGUGUGUCGUGUGUGUGGUCUUCGAGGGGAAUGGGUGGAUGAUUAUUAUUAUUAGCUAGUUCAUAGUUGCAUUUCAUUACUCCUGCAGGCUCCCUAUUUUGCUCAACAUCUGCUUGAGACAUGGCUCGUGACCGUAGUGAGAGCAGCAGCUCAGGCUCUGGCUCUGGUUCCGAUGACGAAAAGAAGAAGCCAGCUGAGAAGAAGGAGCGUGGUCGGGAGCGAGAGAAGAAGAAGAGAGCUAAAAGUGGUAGCCCUUCUUCUAGUGACAGCAGCCGCAGCUCCUCGGCCAGCUCCUCGGGCUCGUCUUCCAGCAGCAGCAGCGCCAGCAGCCGCAGCAGCAGCUCGUCCAGCAGCAGCUCGGGCGGCCGCUCGGGCCGCGGCCGGAGGAAGCCGGCGGCCAGCCGGCCCGAGCGGCCGCCGGCCGGCCGCGACCGCGAGCGACGCUCCCGGUCGCGCAGCGCGCCGCGCCGCAAGGCCCGCUCGCCCACACCCAAACCGCUCAAGAUCCACGUCGGUCACCUGACCCGGAACGUCACCAGGGAUCACGUCCAGGAGAUAUUCUCGGUGUACGGUCCGGUGAAGCUGGUGGACCUGCCGUCGAAGCGGUUCCACUCGGACCUGAACCGCGGCUACUGCUAUGUGGAGUACGAGACUGCCGAGGCCGCCGAGUCGGCCAUGAAACACAUGGACGGCGGACAGAUUGACGGCCAAGAGGUGACGUGCGCGCCGGUGCUGCUGCCGCGCCCGCGGCCCCGCCGCUCACCGCCGCCCAUAAUGCGCCGCCCGCUGCCGCCCCGGUACAGCAACCUGCCCAGGUACCGGCGCCGCUCACCGCCGCCGAUGCGCCGCCGCUCGCCGCCGCCGCCGCCGCGCCGGCGCCGCUCGCGGACGCGCUCACGCAGCCCGCGCCGCCGCCGGCAGCCGAGCCGCAGUCGCAGCCGCAGCCGCAGCCGCUCCAGUUCGGCCUCCAGCCGCUAGGGGCGCCGCGGUCGCCCAGGGUACCGGGGCUGGGUGGACGCCGGGAGCUGCUCUCCGCCGGCCCGGACUGUACCGGCUGGACAGUGGGCAGCGGACCCGCUGCCACGGACCGCCGGCCGCCGGCUGGUUCGCCCGCCUGCCGAUAGGCGGCGGACGGUUCCGCAGACUGUCACCAGAUGGCAGGAGUGGUGGUGCGCAGUGGCUGCCCGCGCGGUUCGAGUGCAGAAUGCGUGGGCUCGUCGACUGGGUUUGUCACAUGAUGGGUGGAGCCUCUGUGCUUGUGCUCUGGUGGGGAGGCACUCAUUAGUAAAAUCAGAAAGUUCUGGAUUCAUUAGCCCUUGUCCCAUUUGCACGAAUUGAAAGCGUGAAUGAGUGUCCAUCAGACCGUCGGGCCCAUUUGCUGUCGCAUGCCGUCGUCUGUAGGCAGUGUGGCGUCAUCGCUGAUCAUCACCCCUAGUUUCAGCCACCAACAUCCGUGCGUGUGUCUGUCUGUCUGUGUGGGAGCCAGAGAAGUCACCUCUCCAUCCCAGCGAGGGCCCCGUCCGCCAUUUCGGAACAAAGUCGGGGACCCGCUCUGGAAUCAUUUCAGCGCGUGUGUGUGUUUGUGUGUCUCUUCUGUCAAUACACUGGAUUCGGCCGCCA
Messenger RNA from Amphibalanus amphitrite, 1646 nucleotides. Its product is annotated as RNA-binding protein with serine-rich domain 1-like. Bases 147 to 1004 code for a protein of 285 amino acids. Gene Ontology annotation, cellular component: ASAP complex; nucleoplasm; cytoplasm. Gene Ontology annotation, biological process: mRNA splicing, via spliceosome. NCBI's taxonomy places the organism in Eukaryota, Metazoa, Arthropoda, Thecostraca, Balanomorpha, Balanidae. Gene Ontology annotation, molecular function: RNA binding. The transcript is spliced from 6 exons. The record is from RefSeq and is a predicted model, not a curated record.